Messenger RNA from Alternaria infectoria, 1335 nucleotides. RefSeq lists its product as uncharacterized. The transcript has 2 exons. Gene Ontology annotation, biological process: lipid metabolic process. The record is from RefSeq and is a predicted model, not a curated record. NCBI's taxonomy places the organism in Eukaryota, Fungi, Ascomycota, Dothideomycetes, Pleosporales, Pleosporaceae. Bases 1 to 1335 code for a protein of 444 amino acids. Gene Ontology annotation, molecular function: phosphoric diester hydrolase activity.
AUGAUUCCUACAUUGUUUUUCUUCCCCUUGGUCCUACUUACAAUACCUAUAACCGCACAGUCUUCAUCUUCCUCCGCAUCGAAUACACCUAUACCUAGCAGCGCUACCGAAACGAUCGUCGAUGUCUUCAGUACCUUUACGAGCACCUACUCCGCCGACUUCUCGAGCGGUCUCCCGGGCAUUGUCCUGAGCACGUUUACCUCCGGACGGCAGAAUGCCACCGCUACCUCGUCGACGACAACACAAGAGGUGACAGCCAUAGUCGGGCUGUCUCCUCCGACUGAAUCCUCAAACGGCACUGCUUCAACAACCACGACAACUGCUCGUCCAAGUCCGACUAAUACUCAGCCCUGCAAUGGAUACGUCGAGUUUUGCCAGAGGAGGUUUUCCAACAUCUCUAUGGUCGUCGCACAUAACAGCCCUUUCGUGAGGCCGCACAAUGCAGCCAGCAACCAAGACUACCCAGUGCUUAAUCAGCUCAAUGAUGGAGUUCGAGGGUUGCAGUUCGAGACCCAAAACCCCAACGAGACCUCCGCUAUACGCCUCUGCCAUACCUCCUGUAACCUGCUCGACGUGGGUACCCUCGAAUCAUACCUCGCAACGGUCAAAGGCUGGCUCGACCAACACCCAUUCGAAGUCAUUGCUAUCAUGAUGGGCAACAACAACGGUCAGGAUACCCGAAACCCAGCGACAGACUAUAUCGCACCUUUUCAAAACUCAGGAAUUAUGGAAUACGUAUGGACACCGCCUUCGGCUAGUCUGAAUCUGACAGACUGGCCCACAUUGGCCGAGAUGAUUAUUAGGACUAAGCGUGUCGUGGUGAUGUUGGACUAUGGCGCAGACCAGGAACAAGUCCCGUGGCUGCUCAGCGAAUUCAACUAUCAGUGGCAAACACCCUUUUCGCCGACCGAUCCCGCGUUCCCUUGCACGGAGCAACGACCCCCGAACCAACCAGAAGAAGUCUCACGCGAGCGCAUGUACGUGAUGAACCACAACCUGAACAUCGAAGUCAGUCUCCCAGGCGUGAGCAGCAUCCUCAUACCAGCAUACUCACUCCUCGAUGAGAUCAAUGCUGUGUCUGGAAACGGUAGCGUUGGUCUUAAUGUACAAAACUGCGAGAAAAUGUGGAAUCGUCCGCCGAAUUGGAUACUCGUCGACUACUACAACUACGGCAGCUUUAAUGGCUCUGUCUUCCAGGUUGCUGCGACGGCCAACAACGUCACGUACAACGAGCAGUCGUGCUGUGGCACAGAGGGUACCAGCGCGGCGCAUGCUCUGAGAAGCCAAGGGCUGUCCAUAGCUUCAUUGUUCGUUGGCGCUUAUCUGUUGUGGUGA